GUUUGUUAUAUUAUUGGGAGGUGAGCUCUAGAGUCGUACUUCUCGCGAACAGAUCUCACAACAAAUAUUGUAUGGAGAGUUCCUGUUGGCCAGAGAGUUUACCAAGCAACCGGAUCAAAGCCAUUCAAAAACUCACACAAGGUCAACACUUAACCAGUAAGCUCCGGGAGAUGCUCCGACGAUCGGAAAAGACUGAGCCUGACAUCAACUCAGUUGAUGAUGUGGUGGGGGAGAUCUUGGGAAUGUUUGAUAACACCCUUUCGAUCUUGAACUCUUCUAGCUUUGAAGAAGUUCCUGAUAUGCCGAUUGGUGAUAUUAGAUCUCCGGGCAGUUGGGAUGACCAAAAGUCAGAAAAUUACGGCGAAAGUACCAAGACCCUAACACCAUUGAAAGUUAAAAGGGGGUGUUACAAAAGGAGAAAAGAUUCAUGGACAUCUAUAAAGAUAACUCCGAGGUUGAUUGAUGAUGGGCAUGCUUGGAGAAAAUAUGGUCAAAAAGUCAUCCUCAACGCUAAACAUCAAAGGAACUAUUAUAGGUGCACACACAAAACCGACCAAGGGUGCCGUGCAACCAAACAAGUUCAAAUGACUGAAGAUGAGCCACCACAGUAUAAGAUAACCUACAGUGGACACCAUACUUGCAACAACUUGCUAAGAUCCCCUUUAAUCAUUUUGGAUUCUCCAGAUCAUAAGGAUAACUCAUUCGUUCUUAGUUUUGAAGGAACGGGACUUAAUAACAACAAACAAGUCGACUCUUGUUUCCCCUCAGCAAAACAAGAUCCAAAGGAGGGUUUUCCAUCUUUAGUUUUCAGGCACAACGAAGCUUCUUCAUCCGAUAAUUACCUUCCAUGGGAUUUGACCACACAAGUUCCAUCAGAACCUAUGUCUAUGAUGUCAUCCGGGCUAGACCAUGAGGACAUGAUAUCUUCAGAGGUAUAUUCGUCUACAUGCAGUACCCAUGGCUAUGAGAUAGAUAAUAUCAUUGGAAGCAAUAUCUUUGGUGAUUUCCCCUUUGAAAUGUGCUCGUAGUUAGUUUUUAUUUCAGCAUAUGUUUCAAACUUAUAGAUGGUAAGAUGCAUAUAAACUUCCUUUAUGAAAUUGAUUCAUGAAUUUGGUUAAACAA
Lactuca sativa (garden lettuce) is the source of this 1122-nucleotide messenger RNA. Its product is annotated as putative WRKY transcription factor 70. NCBI's taxonomy places the organism in Eukaryota, Viridiplantae, Streptophyta, Magnoliopsida, Asterales, Asteraceae. Gene Ontology annotation, molecular function: DNA-binding transcription factor activity; sequence-specific DNA binding. The record is from RefSeq and is a predicted model, not a curated record. Gene Ontology annotation, biological process: regulation of DNA-templated transcription.